AGUCACAUUAAGGUCUCACUCUAACCUCAGGAUUCUCUUUCUGAUGUAAUCGCACAGACUAGAGCUGAUGUGGAGCUUCGAUAGUGAUGUAGAGCUUCAGCAUUUCCGGGUUCCAUUUCCAGAGAAACAGAACUUGGGGCGGGUAUAAGUUGCCAGCACACUCGCACACUAACAGAAGCACAGCAGAGACAGGAAGAGAAGAGUGAGAAGGCAGGAUGGCAGUUUUUGGACGGGAGUUGUUUACCUCGCUGGCUCUGCUGGCAGCGCUCAGCUCGGUCUCAGCAGUCCAAAAGCUGAAUUCAAUCAAGCAACUAAAGAAGCUGGACUUCGGCAGCUCAGUCCCCAAACACAGCCUCCUGCUGCUCCACUGGUUCGCCAAUGUCAUCGACAUCAGUAACAACGACGUCAUAUAUCUGACUUUUGACCUUGGCGAAUAUGGCUCGCAUCACUAUGGAAACUUUGAGGGAAUUUUGAACACUCUGCCUCAAGGAAACGCUCGGUACCGCUACGUCACUGUAGGCAACCUCGCGAAUCAAAAUGAAAUCAGCGAUUUUCCCAGUUACGUCAUCAACCCACCACCCGAGUUCAGAGCAUUCGGGAACCAAGACCGGAUCGUCUUCAGGGUAAGGGAGUCCAACAAUCGGAGACAAAAUCAACAGAUUAUUGAUGAAGUUUAUCUCACGCAACAUUUCGGACGACAACACGCAAGUACAAGCUAUGAUGAAAACUACACUUAUCAGAUCACCACAAACCUUUUAAGGGAGAUCAGAGAGUUUUCUGUGGAAGACCAAACCAGCACCUUGUCUGAGCUCAGAGACGACUUCCAGGAUGACAUCAGCGACUAUGAACUCAAGAGCAUUAAAAUGAAAUGGGGGAAGUUGGCCAUCCUCGGAUUGUUCCUCUACAUUGUGAUCGAGAAAAAGUACUCGGUCCGGAAGAACAACCAGCCACAGAAAAAAAAGAAAAAGGAUUUCGUGGUCAACAUUCCAGACUCUGGAUCAUACUAUCAUGACCAUCCAGGCCAUUCAUCACGUAACUACAACAAUCGCAUGCCAGCAUCGUGGCAGCAACAUUUGGUUCAAGACAGCAUUGAACUCAAGGUGACCACAGGAGGAAAUGGAAAAGCCAGAAUCAAGUGGCGGAAUGUUCCUCGCCAUCGUCUGCAGGAGGAUGUAAUGGUUGUGCUUUACAAAGAAGGAGAAACCGAGUCAUGUUUCAAAAAGUCAAUAGGAACCAAAGAUGGUUCUUGCGACACCAGCGUAGCUCUAAACGAGGGCCUUCACGCUCGGCUCCACAAGGCAAGGACAGUGUUGUGUUUCUGGAAGUCGCCAGAUGAGGAGAUCUCCAGAGGACCAGCGUUCACAAGUCCUGGGAGUGUCCACAUCUCAGGCUACGAUGCAAGUCUGCAGCUCUUUGUGAAAGACGGUAAGGCCUGUGCGCGCAUCUACAUCCAACCAUCCUUACGCGAGUGGAGGUCACUCUUCAACAAGGCCUGGGUUGGAUUCUACACAAGUGCCGACAAAGCUACAAAUGAAUACGAGUUUUGGAAGUGGCAGUGGGUGACCAAUUUCACACAAACUGACUGCGAAAACGUCGUCACCAUUUUAGAGUAUCAUUCAAGUAUGACCAUUGCCACAGGAGUCCAGGCUCGAUUCAUAAUGGAUGGACUUGCCAAGGCUUGCUCCCCCUGCUGGCAGUGAUACAUGCUGCAUCAAUAGAUGGUCCUCUGCUGUAAUGCACUGAACAGUGUGUGUGAUGCGAGACAUCAAUCAUUCAUUGCCGAACAAUCAGACAUGAAGCCGGGACAACAACAAGGUUCACCUUUUUUUCUAAUGUUUUGAUCAACUGUGAGUAGGCAAGCAUGUAUAUUUGAAAUUCUCUUUAUUUUUGCACUGAUAAUUGCUUUUGUUUCUAUAUUGUUGGUCAUUUGUCUGGUAAGUCUGUGGAAACACAAUUUUUAAGAUGUAAAAAAAACAUUGCACUGAUGAAUAAAUAAGAAGAAAUAAAAUAUUUUC
Molecule: messenger RNA, 2015 nt
Organism: Synchiropus splendidus (mandarinfish)
Lineage: Eukaryota; Metazoa; Chordata; Actinopteri; Syngnathiformes; Callionymidae
Exons: 2
Coding region: 216-1700 (494 amino acids)
Source: RefSeq, a predicted model, not a curated record